Messenger RNA from Lactuca saligna, 480 nucleotides. The record is from the annotation of a GenBank genome assembly. NCBI's taxonomy places the organism in Eukaryota, Viridiplantae, Streptophyta, Magnoliopsida, Asterales, Asteraceae.
AUGAAAGGGCAGCUUAAGUCCCUUCAUGAGAAAAUAGACCAACUUCUUCUUGCCUCUAAGGCGUCCUCUUUUGAAGCUUACUCAAUAACAACGAUUAAGUCUUUUUCUGAACGAAUCAUGAAGGAACAUGCAGAGAAUGAUGCAAAGCUGAACAGGGAGGUGUCUGAGUCUGCUGAUGUUUGCAAAUCUACGACUGAAAAAGUUGAUAAACUAAUCUUUGAAACAAACACUUUCAUGGAAAAUUAUCGAACCACCUACAACAACAACACGACAUCUGUGAAUGAAGCUCUCCAGAACUUGGGUGCUAUGUUAAAAACUGAGAAGAUAACCUUGGAGAAGAUUUGCAUUGGCUUGCAGCAGGAUCAUGCCUCAUUUCAAACAUCUCUCACUUUGCAAAUUUCAAAGCUUCAGGAUGAUUUGGCGAUAGAAAGUAAGAUUAUAGACGCUCUACCCAGAAAGAUAGAGAAGGUCAAGGUGUAA